This is a messenger RNA of Aureobasidium melanogenum CBS 110374, 753 nucleotides long. Its product is annotated as Calcipressin. Gene Ontology annotation, molecular function: nucleic acid binding; calcium-dependent protein serine/threonine phosphatase regulator activity. Gene Ontology annotation, cellular component: cytoplasm; nucleus. Gene Ontology annotation, biological process: calcium-mediated signaling. The transcript has a single exon. The annotation marks the transcript as partial. NCBI's taxonomy places the organism in Eukaryota, Fungi, Ascomycota, Dothideomycetes, Dothideales, Saccotheciaceae. The record is from RefSeq and is a predicted model, not a curated record.
UCGCCCACAAAGCGCAAGCACUCGCCCUCGCUUUCUAUCGACCUUAGCGACCUACCGCAAUUAUCCACAAUCCCCGUACCUUCAAAUACCCUGAUCAUCACCGGCCUAAACGACCCUGCCAUCUUCGGCGCCACAAACCUUGCAAGCAUCAAGGCUGCUCUCGACAGCCACGCAACAACCUACUCCUUCUCGCCUCUAAAAUCCUUCCGUCGCAUCAUCGCCUCCUUCUACAAUGUCGACGCCGCAAUCGACAUCCGCACAAAGCUCGAUGGCGAGAAUGUGCUAGGCCAACGCAUCCGUGUCUACUUUGGCGCAGAGACAAAAAUCACUACUCAAGAAGACCAACACUUGAAGGCGCCAGGAACUGGAAAACUGUUCUUCAUUUCGCCUCCCCCUUCGCCUCCCCAUGGCUGGGAGUCCCGCCACGAAGACCCUCCUAACAAGGAGGUCCACGCUGAGGACUUGGCAGAGGCACUGCACAGAUUGUCGUCUGUGCCUGAAGAUGAGCAGGCGCAACACAUCGAGCAAGCUGAGGAUGUCAAGACCGCCCCUGUCUCUGCUCCUGCUGUGACGAGAAGCAGAGCUGACUCGAGGACCAUUGUCUACUCGCCUGUUGAGCAAGGUCACUCGCCCCAUCUGCCUGCUAUUGCUGUUGAGGAUACCAGUUGUGAGGCUUCGCCUACAGAAGAGACCUUUGGCAUGGAUGUGCAGAAGCCUAUCACCCACACUGCUCGUCCUCCUGUCGAGCUCAUG